Messenger RNA from Drosophila biarmipes, 672 nucleotides. RefSeq lists its product as uncharacterized. NCBI's taxonomy places the organism in Eukaryota, Metazoa, Arthropoda, Insecta, Diptera, Drosophilidae. The record is from RefSeq and is a predicted model, not a curated record. The coding region runs from base 129 to 332 and encodes 67 amino acids. The transcript is spliced from 2 exons.
CGUUUGAAUAUUUAGAAUCUUAAAAAGUUAUUGCAUGUUUUCUAUAUAAAGGAAGGUUAACAAAUACCUGUUAUCAUUUGACAAACUAUUAUUCAUCGAAGACAACUUAGUGGAACGAAUUUUAUAGAAUGUCUCGGCUUUUCAUUGUAGCUUUUAUUUUGUCGUUGUUGACUGCUGGCGCUUUUGGAAAAAUUGAACAGCUACUGCAACUCAUUGCCAGUGGAUUUGGUGGAGGGUCUAACUUCGGUUUAAAUGCUAAUCUCCCAAGAUCUGGGUUUGGAAUAAGAACACCAAGUAGCGAAUUUUCUAUCGGAUAUGGGCUUGGUCGUUAAAUCGUCGGACUUGUAAGUCUAGCCGUCAGCAUUAUGUUCAGGGCUGUGAGUCUGAUCAUUAAAAUGGAGUUGAUUUUCGUAUUGGAAAUGAAAAAUUAUUACUAAAUUUAAUGAUCUUGAAGCGGUUAAAUAUAAAUAAUAUAUAUUGUCCUUAGAGGAAAUUUAAGAACCUAAAGAACCGAUUACGUUUCAAGGCUGGAAAAUACUUUAAAUUUUUAAUGUGUUUUAAGGAUCUGAAUGUGACUUGUAAAUUUGACUCUUAAAAUUAAAGAUUCUCGUUUGUGGCCAUUUUCAUUUUUGGCCUCCGAAACCGCCAGCACGCGCUAGACCUCUUCCCAUA